UUUUUCUCCGCUAUUCGUUUUUUUGUAAUUUCUAAUAAUGGUGGUUUCUAAAAGAUGUAAAAUUUGUGCGGUUCUAGACGCUGAAAAUAUUCCAAUAACCGGAGAAUACUUUGGUAAAUUGCUACCACAUUUGAUUGUGAAGAUUUCCGGCGUAGAUUUGGACCCGCGCAAAGCAAAUGGUGUUCUGAUAUGUCAAUCUUGUGCCGUACAGUUGGUACAAACUGAUCUGGUUAUUGAUAAAUUACGAAACUCUCUACAACGAUUAAAGGUAUUGGUGAAGGUGAAAAAACCCAAAACUCCCUCAAAAGAUUCAACUAAGAGGAUAAUUGAUGAGAAAAACAAUAAUGAUGAUCUGGAAAACUCAGACAAGUCCGACGCAGGUGAAAAUGAUUCUCAAACAAAUUUAGACGAAUCAAAAAUUCAAAUCAAACUGAAGACUCCCAAAAAAAUAGCAAGACGUAAAUCUGUAUUUCCUGAUGAUAAGACGGUAAUCAACGAUGACAUUUCUAAAGAAAAUGGAAAGAAAAACUUAGAUAUGUCCGAAACUGGUGAAAUUGAUUCUCAAACCAAUUUAGAGGAAUCAAUCACUCAAGAUAAAACUAAACCGAAGACUCCAAAAAAAAUUGCAAGACGUAAAUCUGUAUUUCCAGACGCCAAGCUGGUGAACAACACUGACAUCUCUAAUGAGAAUGGAGAUACGCCAAAUUCUGUAACAACUCCAAAGUUCAAGAAGAUAUUGGACAAUGAGGUAACACCAGUAAAAAAUACAACCGCCAAGGCGGCAACAAAAAGAAAGCCAGUAACAACAACAAAUGAGAGUAUCCAAUUGGACGAAGACGAUUUGGCCGCAUCGACACCUAUGAAACGUAAUAAAUCAAUAUCCUUAUCUGUAAACGAAGAGUCCCCAAUGGAUUUAACUGUCGAUGAGCAGGAUGGGAACGAGUCGAAUGUCAUGGAAAGCAAAGUAAAAGAUAUGAAUUGCAUUAUUUGUGGCAAGGUAUUUCAUAAAAAGAGCGCAUUGCGCGAACAUAUAGAGACAAGUCAUAUGGGUGAACGACUAAAGGCAUGUCCUCAUUGUUCAUCGGAAUUUCGAUCACAGCAAAAAUAUGAAUCGCAUGUAUUUAGUGAAAAAUGUAGAACCACUAACAACCUUUGUCAGUAUCCAAAGUGUAACAAGCGUUUUAAAACUGUUCACAAGAUGGAAUUACACAUGCAGGAGAAGCAUUCAUCGCAGAAUGAAUCGGAAGCAGAAUAGAACCAACUAUGUAGGUUGUAGGAUUAAAAUAAAUUUUACAUAUUUUACUACAUUAUGGUCAUACAUGCAAUCAAUGUAUUUGUUUUUAAUUAAACUGAAUAAAUUACAAAAUCACUUGUCUUGACAUAACAAA
Calliphora vicina (urban bluebottle blowfly) is the source of this 1388-nucleotide messenger RNA. Its product is annotated as zinc finger E-box-binding homeobox 1-like. The coding region runs from base 38 to 1255 and encodes 405 amino acids. The record is from RefSeq and is a predicted model, not a curated record. The transcript is spliced from 2 exons. Lineage: Eukaryota; Metazoa; Arthropoda; Insecta; Diptera; Calliphoridae.